Hyalella azteca is the source of this 1412-nucleotide messenger RNA. Its product is annotated as protein OPI10 homolog. The transcript is spliced from 4 exons. Gene Ontology annotation, biological process: protein import into nucleus. The record is from RefSeq and is a predicted model, not a curated record. NCBI's taxonomy places the organism in Eukaryota, Metazoa, Arthropoda, Malacostraca, Amphipoda, Hyalellidae. The coding region runs from base 247 to 858 and encodes 203 amino acids. Gene Ontology annotation, cellular component: cytosol; nucleus. Gene Ontology annotation, molecular function: nuclear import signal receptor activity; Hsp70 protein binding.
AGAUCAGUAGAUGAUAAAUUAUUAAAUUAGCUUUCAGACUACUAAAACUAGUAAGGCAGCCAAGUAGUGUAAAAUACAGCUUUAUUUUGUAUAAACUAUUUUACUGUUAGUAUGCAACACUGUACGGUAACUCACUACGAUAGAAGGUAUCACUUUCACCUGAAAAGUAUAAAUUGAUAAGUUAUAAAGACCUUGUGAUUUCUAUUUCCUAAAGUUUUUGUUCAUAAUUUCACACAGAAAUUUAGAAUGGCUGGAAUGUUUGGUGUAAUUGUUUCUGGAAAAUUGGUUCAAACAAAUUUCGAAGCUGUUGGUGAUACCCGUUUUGUCAUAACUCUGCCUGAUGCUGAUAGUAUCAAUCACGUCGUGGUGUUCAUGACUGGAGCUCAGCCAUUUCCUGAUGACCUCGGUGGAGGAGUUUACUUCAGCUGGCCAUCACCAGAUGGGGCUCCUGAGUGGCAUUUCUUAGGUACCAUCACCAAUCAGAAACCAUCCGCCAUCUUUAAAAUCUCAGGCCUGAAGAAGACAUCAAUGCCAUCGGAGAAUCCCUUCCUGCUUUCACAUCCACAGCAAAGCUCACAUCAUGCCCAGAUUGGUAUUUCUGCUGAGCCUCUGUCUGUGGUGUGCGGCCUCACGCCCGCCACAGACGCAGCAAGCACCCAGAGCUGGCAGCUGGAAUUCGCCCGCUCUAUGUGCGAAAACCUUCACAAUUACAGCGCCAGUUACGCACGUUCUAUCCAACAACUGCCUUCGGCCGGCUAUGGUCCGAACGAGACCUUUGUGCCUUUAAGUUCUUUAGUAAAUUGGUACAACAAUUUCACAAGGAAACUACACCAGAACACCAAUUUCUGGAGAUCAUAGUUGCACUGUUUCAAUCUCAAUUCUAGAUUUUUUUUAGCACAGUUGCGGAUUGCUUCAUGUGUAAGAGUGUGUUUUCGCUUCACAUGCGAUGCGAUCUCUUUGUGUAGAUCUGAAAUCUUCAUGAUUAGGAUGACGUCUGUCGUAUGUUUGUUUGAACUUCAAAAAUUGCUGUAGGUAUUGAUAAGUUAUAACAAAAAUUCUGCCUAAAUGAUGAAUUGAAGUUAAUUGAAUGGAUUAUUAACGUCAAUAAAACGUGAAAAUUUGGUGUCUCAAAAAUUUCAAAAUGAACGUGAACCAACUUGUGUACAUUGUACAUGUUCCAUUAUUUGCAGAUGCACAAUUUUGUCAUCUAUUUUCAGCUUCUACCGGGUAAUGAACCAGCAACUAUUCAUGACAUUACGCAACGCGUAUUUUCAACAUGUUUUUUCGUCAAUAAUUUUUGUUCUCCAAUAACUAUCUGAUUCACAGCUGAUGGUGUAGGUUAUUAUGCACUUCCACCAACUAGAAUUCGUGUGAUAUGAAAUCGCUCGUCAAUGAAAUCUUAAUUAAAUUUC